Molecule: messenger RNA, 1947 nt
Organism: Camarhynchus parvulus
Lineage: Eukaryota; Metazoa; Chordata; Aves; Passeriformes; Thraupidae
Gene: ADPRHL1
Product: ADP-ribosylhydrolase like 1
Exons: 7
Coding region: 267-1331 (354 amino acids)
Biological process (GO): protein de-ADP-ribosylation
Molecular function (GO): ADP-ribosylarginine-[protein] hydrolase activity; magnesium ion binding
Source: RefSeq, a predicted model, not a curated record
UUUGCAGGUCUGCUCUUACAGUUUCAUUGAACAAAGCCUCUGCAAAAUCCCUGGGUUAUGAAAUAUUUCCUCUCUGUCGGGUCCCAGACAAGAGAUGGCAUCUGCAGAGCCAGAAAAGGAAGUCCUUGCCUUAUAGAGAGAGCUCUUGGUGUGACACAAUGGCUGAUAUAAAGUGUCGGGGGAGCUGAGUAGAAGGCAAAGGAACAAAGGAAGAUCAAGAUUCGGUGGCUGUCUCGGGCAAAAGGAAAGUGGAAAGUGCAUUGGGCAUGGAUAAAUUUAAGGCUGCACUUGUUCUGGCUGGGGUAGGGGAUGCUCUCGGUUAUCGCAAUUUCUCCCGUGAAAACAAUGCCUUAGGAGCAAAAAUCCAGCAGGAGCUGAAGGAAAUCGGAGGGCUUGAGAACCUGGUGCUCUCUCCUGACAAGUGGCCAGUAAGUGACAACACGCUCAUGCACAUGGCUACAGCUGAGGCUGUCAUCACAGAUUACUGGUGUUUGGAAGACCUGUACCGGGAGCUGGUGAAGCGCUACGUGGAUGCUGUGGAGAAGCUCUCGGGCAGGCGGCCGGACCCCGCCACCAUCGAGGGCUGCAGGGAGCUAAAGCCAGACAACCACCUCCUGGCCUGGCACACACCCUUCAAUGAAAAGGGUUCUGGAUUUGGAGCCUCCACAAAAGCCAUGUGUUUAGGGAUGCGAUACUGGAAGCCAGAAAGGCUGGAGUCACUCAUCGAAGUGAGCAUUGAGUGUGGGCGAAUGACACACAACCAUCCCACAGGUUUCCUAGGGUCCCUUUGCACAGCUCUCUUUGUGGCAUACGCAAUACAAGGGAAACCCCUUGCUCAGUGGGGCAGAGAGAUGAUGAAGGUUGUGCCUAUGGCUGAAGAAUACUGUAAGAAGACCAUUCGUCACAUGGCAGAAUAUCAAGAGCACUGGUUUUACUUUGAAGCCAAGUGGCAGUUUUAUUUGGAGGAGAGAGAAAUCAAUGAGGAAAAUCAGAAUCAACCUGUCUUUCCAGCCAACUAUGAUGCGGAGGAGAGAGAAAAGACGUACCGGCGCUGGAGCUCCGAAGGCCGGGGGGGACGACGAGGCCAUGAUGCCCCCAUGAUCGCCUACGACGCCCUGAUGGGCUGUGGGGGGGACUGGACUGAGCUCUGCAACCGCUCCAUGUUCCACGGAGGGGAGAGCGCGGCGACGGGCUCCAUCGCGGGCUGCCUGUUCGGCCUGGUCUAUGGCCUGAGCAAGGUGCCCAAGGGCUUGUACCAGGACCUGGAACAAAGGGAGAGGCUCGAGUUCUUGGGCGAGAACCUUUACCGGCUAUCCAUGGAGGAAAAGUAAAGCAGUUUCUGCCAUUUUCUCUUUCUCUAAAGAUUAUAUCAAACCCUGUAGAUAUCUGACUGGCAUUCAUAGUGAGCGAGGUAGCCCUGAGUUAGUCUGAAGAGCUCUAUGUACAUUGCGUGCAAGUGAAGAUAGCUGAGUUAUUAGACUGAUUAGAAUCAUCAGAUUGAUUAGAUAUAUGUGAUAUUUGUGGGUUUUUUACAGAUUUAGGGAUUUCUAAAUAUAAGGAGUGCUGCUUAAACCUCAAAUGGCAAAAAAAGAAAUAAAACAUCUUUUGACUGAUUUCAGUCUAACUUGCUAUAAUACCACUUCUUAAACAGCUGUUUCCAGUAAUUACACAUAUGAAAUUAAUUUUCAGAACUAAUGCUUUCUUGCAAAACUAAUGGUAGUACCCACUCACGGGGAUAUUCUCUGUAUAUUUGACAAUCCUUUCACCACUGUGUCCCUCCUUGUUCUCAAAUCUAAUGUGUCUGUGACACUUGUAAACCUAAUGUCUCAUGGAUUAGCUUUUAAUGAAUCACUGAUCCCUGUAUCAGCACUGUGGUGUAAGGUAUUGUUACAUUAGAAGCUUCCAGAAAAGGAAAAGCCAACACUAAAAAUACCUCCAAGGAACAAG